Pocillopora verrucosa is the source of this 1107-nucleotide messenger RNA. Lineage: Eukaryota; Metazoa; Cnidaria; Anthozoa; Scleractinia; Pocilloporidae. The record is from RefSeq and is a predicted model, not a curated record.
GGGAAGUAAAGCAAAAUGGCGGAAUACAAGGGUGCUGCAAAGGAAGGUGCAAGGGCCAUGGCCCUGAUGAAAAGGCGAGAAAAAAUGAAAGCCGACAUUGAAGCCGCGAAAAACAAGAUAUCUGAGAAACACAAGAUCGCCGACAUCAGCAACAAAUUUUCUACUCAUUAUGAUGUGGUAGAGCAGCAACUAAAAUCAAGCACUAUCGGAUUGGUGACCCUGGAUCAAAUGAGAGCCAAGCAAGAGGAUCUUGUUCGAGAACAUGAAAAGCAGCUGGCUGCAAAGCUUAAAUCAGAUGAAACUGAAAGUGAAUCCUCGAAAAAGAAACAGAAAAAAAUAAAACUGAAACAAACCUCCGCGUUGUCAUUUAACCUUGAUGAGGAUGAAGGAGGUGAAGACAGUGAUGAUCAACCAGUUGUCCCACUGAAAAAGAAAAAGCUUGGGAAAAAUCCUGAUGUGGACACGUCAUUUUUGCCAGACAGGGAUAGAGAGGAGAUGGAAAGAUUAGAGAGGGAAAAGAUCAGACAAGAAUGGGUAGAAAAACAAGAGAAGAUUAAGAAUGAAGACGUGGAAAUCACUUACAGUUACUGGGAUGGAUCUGGUCAUAGGAGAACAAUAAAGAUGAAGAAAGGCAACACAAUCUCUCAGUUCCUUCAAAAAUGCGUCGAACAAUUGCGCAAAGAUUUUACUGAGUUUAGGGCUGUGACUACUGAAAACUUAAUGUACAUUAAGGAAGAUCUUAUUAUACCUCAUCAUUACUCUUUCUAUGAUUUCAUUGUGAACAAGGCUCGCGGUAAAAGCGGACCGUUAUUUAGUUUUGAUGUCCAUGAAGAUGUCCGAGUGAUUAGCGACGCAUCCGUGGAGAAAGACGAGUCACAUGCUGGGAAAGUUGUUCUCCGUUCAUGGUACGAGAGGAAUAAACAUAUUUUCCCUGCCAGCAGAUGGGAGCCGUAUGAUCCAGAAAAGAAAUGGGACAAAUAUACGAUCUCUGAUAAAUCCAAGCCUUCAUAACCAAGAGAUUAUCACAGUAUCCGACAAACUCCUGGGAAGUUAUAAGCUUCGUCAUCCAUAUCUUUGUCACUGUAUAAAUAAACUUCGCCAUGAUAA